This is a messenger RNA of Colletotrichum phormii, 478 nucleotides long. RefSeq lists its product as uncharacterized. The record is from RefSeq and is a predicted model, not a curated record. The coding region runs from base 41 to 478 and encodes 145 amino acids. Lineage: Eukaryota; Fungi; Ascomycota; Sordariomycetes; Glomerellales; Glomerellaceae. The transcript has a single exon.
ACUCGCUUGAGCAAUUCUUCAAGUCCUACAUUUCGCCAAUAUGAAGUUCACCACCAUCAUCACCGUCUUUCUGAGCAGCCUCCUCACCACUGCAACAGCCAUCGACCCCGCUGUGUACGCCAACACUUUGCAGGAACGACAAGUUGCCGGCGCCAUGGAGACCCAGAACUUGGUCCGGGCCGAGAGCAUCCUCAACACGGCGCCCUCCGGGUCAGUCGGCAACAUCCGCAGGCGCCGUCUCCGUGAGGCUCAGGAGAGGCAGUGCGUGAAGCAGCCUGCCACGGAGUGCAACAAGUGUAUGGACACCCUUGUCGGAUCAGCAAUCUUUGAGAUGAUGGAGUGCGGUAUUGCGGCUCUUGGCAUCGGUGCGAUUGGCGGAGGUACCACCACUGCACUUGCUGCCAUGGGGUUCUUGGCUUGUGACGGAGCCGUCUACAAUAACUACGAGAAGGGCCUGAUUGAGUGCAGAGCCUUUUAG